UGAUUCCCAAGUUGAAAUCGUUCUUCUUUCUGUUCCCUGAAUGCUGUGAGUCCAACGACGGCCCUCGCAGCUACUUCCUCCACCUUUAAUUCCUCAAGACUCAUCUUUCAACAGCAACAACUAAUUUCGACAUGGAAAGACGAGCGGCUUCGCCGUCUUCCAACUCUUUCUCAGACACAGAUUCAUAUGAAGAAUCAAAUUCUAUUGACGAAGUGGAAGCCACUCUCAACAACCUGGACGACGAAUUGGAUGAAACUGAACAGGCCCUAUCGACUUGGUCAUCUCAAACACCUUCUACUGGAUAUGGAUCGCACACUGGUACCGGAAGCGGGACGUAUACUGGGUACACUGGAAGUGGAACAUACACACCUAGCGGAACAUUUACGGGAACGAACACCGUUACACAAACGGGCCAAGGCUCUUACACUGGAUCCCCCUCAUUUGUAUCAUUACCAUCUCUGUUCAGCCCUACAGCAGGAUCUUCUUCUCUCCAAUCUUCCUAUCCUCCACCGUCGAAUGCCCCCUGGAUGCGACUGAGUCAUAUAACAGAGAGAACGGAAGGCACAGAGUCCCGCCCUGUUUCCGGUGUUUCCUAUGCAACGAGUGUUCCUGUACGACCCAGAUCAGCUUUUCUUUCCUCAGGCGCAGGUCGACACAGUCGGUCGUCCACCGAUCCGAGCGACUUGCCGCCUCCUGGACGAGCGAACCAGCUCAUAGGCUUAUUUGAAUCAGGUUCUUCUUCAAGAUCUCCGUCGCCAACAAAAAGCACUUCUUCGUUUACGAGGUCACAGACACCCAGUAACUUGUCUUAUUCGACAUUGUUAUCCCCACCGGAUAGACCGUUCACUGCCACUGGAUCGUCUUACACGCCUUCCACGUUCACGAACACUCAGAGCACGUUUACGCAAAGCACCUUCUCUCCUUCUGCAUUCACCACAACCCAAACCGGUACUGGUACAGUUACAGGUAUCACCGGAAGCUCCGAACAGACUCAAACUACUCCCACCUCAUCUUCUCUUCGCCGACCAACCAAACCGGAAGGUUCUCCAAGAAGCCCUCUGACGAAUGUUCGAAACAUCGUGAGUUUGUGGAAAGAACGCACACCCACACGCAAUGAUGGCCCCAAAAAUCCCAGAGGUGAGAUUGUGGCUCCCAGCGUUUCCCCUACUCCGGAUGCUCGUGGACGGAGGGAAGGUCAACCUCAACGGGGUUCGGGUGGAGCCGAUAACGGAGGGCUUUUCGAACUUCGCCGCAGAGCGAGCGGAAAGAGAGCUAGCGCUGAAUCAUUGGGCGGGAGUGAAGGAGAACGUACGAGUAAUGGCAGCAAUGGAGGUAGUAUUGAUAUAAGCGAACUGGGAAAAUUUUUGGGCGGAAACGGGACAGAGACACCGCUUCAUCUUGGAACUUUAUACUACCUCAAUGUCCAUGCAGAGCCUCCUUAUCGAUGGCAGCGAUGUCAAGCACUACUUUAUCGUCAUACACUUCUGUUGUCAUGGUUGGCUCCUACUACUCAAUCUGUACCUGGACCAUCUACUGGUCGGGCACCGUUGGGCCGCGCUGUCGUACAAUUGGAUCUCGUCAACUGUUUUGCGGUUGAGAGUGCUCUUAGCCUCAGUCAUCCUCGUGCUAGAGAUGACGUUGGAGCAAUUGCUGCUAGAGAGCAAGACGCUGGAGCUGACACUGGGCUGAUGGAGUCCCUGGUACCAUUCUGGAUGGUUUAUGGCGAUGGCGUAGAGAGGUUGGCGUGUGAUAGUUUAGUACAGCGAUUAAGAUGGAUUGAAAGAAUCUGGUAGGUUAUCUGAUCAGUUAUAACCUCCAUCGCCAUUCUCAUUCUCUUACAGGGAAGCGAUAAAUACACCCCCGACACCGUCCCUCUCUCGUGCACCA
Messenger RNA from Lentinula edodes (shiitake mushroom), 1887 nucleotides. RefSeq lists its product as uncharacterized. The record is from RefSeq and is a predicted model, not a curated record. Lineage: Eukaryota; Fungi; Basidiomycota; Agaricomycetes; Agaricales; Omphalotaceae. The transcript is spliced from 3 exons. Bases 132 to 1793 code for a protein of 553 amino acids.